Molecule: messenger RNA, 3126 nt
Organism: Paramormyrops kingsleyae
Lineage: Eukaryota; Metazoa; Chordata; Actinopteri; Osteoglossiformes; Mormyridae
Product: protein canopy homolog 3-like
Source: RefSeq, a predicted model, not a curated record
CCGUCAUCUGCCCUAUAAGUGACAUCCGUGCCGUGCAUCUCUUCACUAUGGCGGACGUGUGACAGCCCAGAAAACACAAGACUGUGCAAAGGGGGCUGUAAUUAGAUAUUAAGUGGCCGAUAUUAGGUCCAUUGUGGCAUCGGUAUGAACAUCUGGCUACUGGCGGCUGCGUUUGUUCUCACCGCCGCUUCCGAAGCGUCUAAAAAAGGCGACGACGAAGACUGGGUCCAUCUGCCUAACAAAUGCGAAGUAUGUAAAUUCCUGAGUAUAGAAAUGAAGUCUGCGUUUGAAGAAACGGGCAAAACCAAAGAAGUCAUCGACAGGAAUUACCGGUUUUUGGACGAGAAGGGUGCCCCGCCAAUAAAAUACGUGAAAUCGGAUAUUCGCUUUAUUGAGGUGAUGGAGACUGUGUGUCAAAGAUUACAGCAAUACAACGUCCACAAGGAGCGACCAGGCAGCAACCGCUUUGCAAAGGGUAUGUCAGAAACUUUCAGCACUUUGCAUAAUCUGGUCCACAAGGGGGUGAAAGUGGUGAUGGACAUACCUUAUGAGCUCUGGAAUGAGACCUCUGCUGAGGUUUCUGACCUGAAGAAGCAGUGUGAUGUGAUGGUGGAACAGUAUGAAGAUGUCAUUGAAGACUGGUACAGAGGCCACCAAGAGGAGGACCUUACCAGCUACCUGUGUGAGAAACACGUUCUCAGAGGACAGGAUAAAGCUUGUCUGAGCGAGACAUGGAGCAGGAGAAAAUCAAUCAGCGAAGAGCCAAAGAAAAAGAAGAAAAAGGAGGGGGCCAGGGGGGGGCAGGCGAGUCAGAGCAAACCUCGAAAGAAGAGCAAGAAGAGGAGCGCACAGCCCAAUGAGGCGGGGGGGCGGAGCCAGAGUGACGAGGGCUUCGUCCUGGACGGCGACGUUCCAAAGAAAGCCACCUUGCAUGGAGAGAAGACUGAGCUCUAGGUGCCGGGAUCCGUCCCACUGCUCCUGCUCCUAAUCCCAUCAUGCAUCUGUUCCUGCUCCAUUAGCCGCUCCUCAUCCCACCCUAACCUCUGCCUCCUUCCCGGCUCCCAGCGCGGCUGUCUGCUUUCCCUGCUCCCUGACGUCUUCAUUAUCCGGACGGGGUGGGGGGGGGGGGAGUGCCACACGGAGCCUUGACUCCUGGGAGGAGGCGCUCUCGCUCGAGUGGCCCAGAGCAGGCCGCCCCAGGAGCCUUUGUCAGGCCGUCCGUUAGAUGCCUUCACCUGUCCUUCACUCCUCUUUAAAGCCUAACAGGAAGUGAGAAUUGCACACAUUUUCCCAUUUGUUUCAGAAAUGGAUGAUCUUUGUGCAGCUUUUUGUAUUCCAACACCCCAUCUGUAUACUCAAUAACCAGGCCCAUGGUAUAAUCUAAAUCUUUAUCAUUUAAAUCUUUAAAAACAUGAGCUACACACGAGAGCACCUGUAGACCCUUCAGCUACUCUGCUACCAUCUUUACUUUUUUUCCCCUGUACACAGGGGUGGGUUUUUUGUUUCUGGCCCAGUCACUUCACCCCUGCCCUCCCUAGUGUAGAAACUGUUUGUGGCCAAUGGGGGGGGGGCUUCAAAAAACCCCAGAAGCUCCACACAAAUUUGUGGUUUGAAUGGAGGUAAACGCUACGGCACACAGAAUCGCAGCUGUGGGGGGUGGGGGGGUGUCUUCAAACACCAAGCCCUGCCCUGUGGCUUGCCGAUUUACUUCCCAGAUCGAUGGGUUCUGCAGACUGGCCUCCAAGGCCCUGCAGACUGGCCUCCAAGGCCCUGCAGACUGGCCUCCAAGGCCCUGCAGACUGGCCGCCCAGGCCCUGCAGACUGGCCGCCCAGGCCCUGCAGACUGGCCGCCCAGGCCCUGCAGACUGGCCUCCAAAGCCCUGCAGACUGGCCGCCCAGACUCUGCAGACUGGCCGCCCAGACUCUGCAGACUGGCCGCCCAGGCCCUGCAGACUGGCCUCCAAGGCUCUGUCUGAAGCGCUCAGUAUCAGGGAGUCCCCACAGUAAUCCGAGGAGCCCUACUUAGUCUAGAGGCCUUCACUACUCAGGCUUCACGCCAUCACUCAUGCAAGAUCACCAUAAUGACCGUUUUGUGUGAUCUGCUGUGUACUGAUGUGCGUUUAUUUCUGCAGGACCACUAAUAAUUCUAGUCAUCAUAUAAUAAGACCAAAGUGUCUACAAGACUCAGCUGAUCUGAGAAAAGCUGUCAUUUCAGUGGUGUAUUGGCCAAAAGCUGUCAUUUCAGUGGUGUAUUGGCCAAAAACUGUCAUUUCAGUGGUGUAUUGGCCAAAAGCUGUCAUUUCAGUGGUGUAUUCGCCAAAACAUGUUUUGCCUGAUAGUCUAUUAUUUGUAUGAAUUUGGUUAGUGAUUUUUAUGCAAUUUGUUGCUGUUGUACACGCCCUUGAAUUAUGGAAUAUAAAUCCUUCAUUUCCUACGAUGCUCUAUGCUUUUAUUCUGCCUAAUGCAGUGAGAAUGAUAUCAUCUGACAGCUGAUUCAGUAUUAAUGUCCUUGAAAUAGUUUAAUUUCGUCGUGGUCUAAGAAGGCGAUGUCUUCAGUGAGUUUCGUCAUUGCUGAUAUUUCAGAAGUGCUUUGUUAAUUCAGCUGCUGUAUUGAUAGAAAAAUCUGAUUUUUAGCAGAAGUUGUUGUUUUAAAUCUGGUUAAGUACUUUGUCGUUACAUGCUGCCACAUGAUGGUGAAUCCUAAGCUGAAAGUGAACUUUAAGUGUUACUUUUUGGAAAUCAUUUUUAAGUUUCACCAUAUUGCCUGACCCAGUAAACCUCUCUGGAUCAGCGCUUCAUCCAAGUGAUUAUGUCUAAACUAGAGGAUCAUUUUUGAAGUAACUUAAUAUCAGACAUCCUCCUGUAAAAGGGGACUGAAUUAUGUCAGAUUCAUUCUGCCAUUUUUGUGUGACUCUGUGAGUUACACAGGUUAGUUUCCCCAGUUGCGAAGUCUGUUAAUAAGAUGCUUCCUAAAUAAGGGUCAUUACUAUGGUAAUGUCACAAAACAGAUGUGUGACUACAUUAACUAAUCAGAAUGUUCUGCAUGUUACUAUUUUACUAAGUUAUGUUACUGAGUGUUUCUUUAAGUGAUUGAAAUAAGUGCAAGAAUAAACAUUCCAUCACCAG